AGAGAGACUAAUAGAAGUUACACAAAAAUUUCUACUGAAUGAAUUUCCCCACCUUCUUGGUGACUGUACACCUGCAUUCCUUAUAAGGAGAACAAGGAAGUAAACCAUGUUGAAGUUGCUCUUAAACACAGCUUUUCUUCUUUACCUGCCCAGGUAGCUUCUAUUUUCAUUUCAGUCUUAAUGAAAACUUUUUAAUUUACAUCUCAAGUUUCUUUUCGAAGCAGUCGAGAACUGAAACGGAUGGGGAUUGAACUGCUCUGCCUGCUCUUUCUAUUUCUAGGAAGGAAUGAUCACGUACAAGGUGGCUGUGCCGUGGGAGGGGCAGAAACCUGCGAAGACUGCUUGCUCGCCGGACCUCAGUGUGCCUGGUGUUCUCAGGAGAAUUUUACCCAUCUGUCUGGAGUUGGAGAAAGGUGUGAUACCCCAGCAAAUCUUUUGGCUAAAGGAUGUCAAAUAACCUUCAUCGAAAACCCUGUCUCCCAAGUGGAAAUACUUAUGAAUAAGCCUCUCAGCAUAGGCAGACAGAAAAAUAGUUCCAACAUCGUUCAGAUCACACCUCAAAGCUUGGCUCUUAAGUUGAGACCCGGCAGUGAACAGACUCUGCAAGUUCAAGUCCGCCAGACGGAGGACUACCCGGUGGACCUGUAUUACCUCAUGGACCUCUCGGCCUCCAUGGACGACGACCUCAACACGAUCAAGGAGCUGGGCUCCCUGCUUUCCAAGGAGAUGUCUAAAUUAACCAGCAACUUUAGACUGGGCUUCGGCUCUUUUGUGGAAAAACCCAUCUCCCCUUUCAUGAAAACAACACCAGAAGAAAUCGCCAACCCUUGCAGUAGUAUCCCGUACUUUUGCUUGCCUACAUUUGGAUUCAAACACAUUUUGCCACUGACAAAUGAUGCCGAAAGAUUCAAUGAAAUUGUGAAGAAUCAGAAAAUUUCUGCUAAUAUUGACACCCCGGAAGGUGGAUUUGAUGCAAUUAUGCAAGCUGCUGUGUGUAAGGAAAAAAUUGGCUGGCGGAACGACUCCCUCCAUCUUCUGGUCUUUGUGAGUGACGCCGAUUCUCAUUUUGGAAUGGACAGCAAACUGGCUGGCAUCGUCAUUCCUAAUGAUGGGCUCUGUCACUUGGACAGCAAGAAUGAAUAUUCCAUGUCAACUGUCUUGGAAUAUCCAACAAUUGGACAACUCAUUGAUAAGCUGGUGCAAAAUAACGUCUUAUUGAUCUUUGCUGUAACUCAAGAACAAGUUCACUUGUACGAGAAUUAUGCAAAACUCAUUCCUGGAGCUACAGUAGGAGUACUUCAGAAGGACUCAGGAAACAUUCUCCAGCUGAUCAUCUCGGCUUAUGAAGAACUGCGGUCCGAGGUGGAGCUGGAAGUGUUAGGAGACACAGAAGGACUCAACCUGUCAUUCACAGCCAUCUGCAACAACAGCACCCCCGUUCCACACCAAAAGAAAUGCUCUCACAUGAAGGUGGGAGACACAGCUUCAUUCAGCGUGACCGUGAGUAUACCAAACUGUGAGAGAAGAAGCAGGAACAUUAUCAUAAAACCCGUGGGGCUGGGGGAUGCCCUAGAAAUACUUGUCAGUCCAGAAUGCAGCUGUGACUGUCAGAAGGAAGUGGAAGUGAACAGCUCCAAAUGCAACAGCGGGAAUGGCUCCUUCCAGUGUGGGGUGUGUGUCUGCAACCCCGGCCACAUGGGUCCUCGCUGCGAGUGCGGGGAGGACACUCUGAGCACAGACUCCUGCAAGGAGGCCCCGGAACAUCCCUCGUGCAGCGGAAGAGGUGACUGCUACUGUGGGCAGUGCAUCUGCCACUUGUCUCCCUAUGGAAACAUUUAUGGGCCUUACUGCCAGUGUGACAAUUUCUCCUGCGUGAGACACAAAGGGCUGCUCUGUGGAGGUAACGGCGACUGUGACUGUGGUGAGUGCGUGUGCAGGAGCGGCUGGACAGGCGAGCACUGUAACUGCACAACCAGCACGGACCCGUGCAUCUCUGAAGACGGGGCACUCUGCAGCGGGCGAGGGGACUGUGUGUGCGGCAGGUGUGUGUGCACCAACCCUGGAGCCUCAGGACCGACCUGCGAACGCUGUCCCACCUGCGGCGAUCCCUGUAAUUCUAAACGGAGCUGCAUUGAAUGCCACUUGUCUGCGGAUGGCCAGACCCGAGAAGAAUGUGUUGACAAAUGCAAACUAGCUGGCGUGACCAUCAAUGAAGAAGAAGAUUUCUCAAAGGAUAGUUCUGUUUCCUGUUCUCUGCAAGGAGAAAAUGAAUGUCUUAUUACAUUCCUAAUAACUACAGAUAACGAAGGGAAAACCAUCAUUCACAGCAUCAAUGAGAAAGAUUGUCCAAAACCUCCGAAUAUUCCCAUGAUCAUGUUAGGGGUUUCACUGGCUAUUCUUCUCAUUGGGGUUGUCCUACUGUGCAUUUGGAAGCUGCUGGUGUCAUUUCAUGAUCGGAAAGAAGUUGCCAAAUUUGAAGCAGAAAGGUCAAAGGCCAAGUGGCAAACGGGAACCAAUCCACUGUACAGAGGCUCCACCAGUACCUUUAAGAAUGUAACCUAUAAACACAGGGAAAAACAAAAGGUGGACCUUUCCACGGAUGGAUAGAACUACUUUAUGCAUGGAAAAAGUCUGUUUCACUGAUACAAAAUGUUAAUGCACUAUUUAAUUUUUCUUCUUUGUUGCUUCAAAAUGAGGUUGGUUUAAGCUAAUAAUAGGUCAUUCAGAGAUCAGUCAUUCUCUGUGUGAAGGUUAGUGAUGAUGUUGGCAGGUUCAAAAUAAUCAAGAAGAGAAAUAUCCUUAGCAAAGGGGUGACUUUGGGGAUCAUUUCAGGAACACAAACUCUAUUACAUUAAUACCUCAAAAAUCAUCAAAAUGAUUCAUGCGGGCCUGAUUUGCAUUUGAAAAAUGUUUGAAAUUAGAAUCUCAUUUGUUGCAGGCAUACAGCUACCUAAAGUCUCUGUCUGCAAAGUCACAAAGUCCAUAUGCUCACGUUAUAUAUGCACACUUGCCAAUUAAUUCUAAACUUUUAGUAAAACUGUCCUUUCCUAAAGGAGGAUUUUUUUUAAAAACCUAUGAAAAAUGAGAUGCUGAAUUUUACAUUGGCUCAAGGAUGCAAUUCUAAAGAUGUCCCACAUGUAAGAAUAAAAAUUAAGAGUUAAUAAUUUCUGUGGAUUUGAAUGUACCUGAAAGUCAGGUACACAGACAUGUAUUUUAUUUGUUUUCCAGAAGAAGAAGAAGUAAUUUAUAAAUUAGGAAGUCACCAGUGGGAAAAAAAAAUAACAAGCUUAGCAUUUAGAUUAUUUUUAACUAUCUGAAAAGUAAACUUCUGUACUCAGUUUCCCUGAGUUUUUAGGCUAUUACUUCUUAAGUAUUUCUCAAUCCAUUUUCCUCAGUUUCACAAUUGUCUAAACCCUGUAAAUGUCAUAUGAAAGUUUUAAUUUCCUGUUAAAAAAUUACUUUAAAUGGCUAGAUAGUUUACUCAAAAAGAGCUCCAAUAAUACAAAACGAUCAUGGGUUAAACAGAAUAAAAAUUUUUAAUAGUUUUAAAUAAAACACUCAUAAGAGGACACAGGUAUGUCAUGACCUUUUAAAAAUCUAUAUUCUUAUCCCAUUUGCAUAACCGAGCUUGCACAUCUCAGUUGCAUAUGGUGAAUAUCUUACUUUAAAAAGUAAGACUUUACUUAAAAAAUACAUGUGGCUAAUUAGCGAUCCGUAGGUUGAUUGACCAGAUGAACUCUUGUAAUUAAUACUGCUUUGCAAAGCACUUUCAUCUAACUUGAUCCUCAUAAGGAAACUAAGCCUCAGAGAGUGGGUAGAGCUGGUGCAGAAUCAAGACCUCCUGGCUCCAAGCCAUUGCUUCUCUCCACCAUAUGAGACUGACUCUUGACAACGAAAUGGUAGAAAGAUUUUGCUAGUGAAGUGAUAACUUGCAUUUAUUUGAAAAUAUAGUGACUAAGCAAAUAGCACUUAAACCACUGAAAUAUAGGUGAGGUCUUGUACUUUUGUGCAACGUUCAUUACCUUUGAGUAAACUGUAAACUGAAGCCUUUUACUAGGUGAGUAGUUCAUUAGGUAAUGGCGGCUUCAUGUUUAUCCACCGAACUGGCACCGAGUAAUCUAUUUUAAGUCUCUUCAGUUCUUAUCAGAUAGCUCAGUACACAUUGGAUCACUUGGAGGCUUUUUUUUUUUUCAGGUUUCUAAAUAUCUCAGGUAAAUUAGACACUUGGGGAGUAUACAGUCAUUCUAAAAGAAUUGCUAAACAAUCACUUUGGAAACCUGAAGGGCUGAUGUACCCACUGCAUUCCUGACCGAAGCCCAGGGUCGGUGGGAAAUCUUGAGCAACAAGGAAGUUGCAUUACCGAUAACACAACAGUGGUGUUCACCUCUACAUGUGACAUUUUUGUAUUAUUAUUGGAAUGGGGUUUUAGAAUAUAUAAAUUUCCUUUGUGUGUAUAUUGGGGAAGGUAGAAAAGAAUACUGUUUUGACCCAAGGCUGGACCUUAAAAAGGUCAAAACAUUAACAGUAGUACUUCUGUUCACUGAAGAGUUAUGUUACAUGAAGCUAAAAUGGGUUUUUUGUAAGUUGUUUUAUUGUAUUUUGUGUUGACAUAAAUAAACAUGGUAAUUUAAACAAUGAA
Messenger RNA from Camelus dromedarius (Arabian camel), 4639 nucleotides. It is a transcript of the gene ITGB6, whose product is annotated as integrin subunit beta 6. Lineage: Eukaryota; Metazoa; Chordata; Mammalia; Artiodactyla; Camelidae. The coding region runs from base 241 to 2607 and encodes 788 amino acids. Gene Ontology annotation, biological process: cell-matrix adhesion; cell migration; integrin-mediated signaling pathway. Gene Ontology annotation, cellular component: cell surface; integrin alphav-beta6 complex; focal adhesion. Gene Ontology annotation, molecular function: integrin binding. The record is from RefSeq and is a predicted model, not a curated record. The transcript is spliced from 16 exons.